Messenger RNA from Saprolegnia diclina VS20, 685 nucleotides. RefSeq lists its product as hypothetical. The transcript has 2 exons. The record is from RefSeq and is a predicted model, not a curated record. Lineage: Eukaryota; Oomycota; Saprolegniomycetes; Saprolegniales; Saprolegniaceae. Bases 38 to 628 code for a protein of 196 amino acids.
CACGAAGGGCCACACUCCGAAACUCCUGCGCCCAAGGAUGAAGUACCUUCCCGUCCAAUGCGACCACAGCGGGUCCCCGGGCCCGUGCCCGCUGUGCCCCACGGAGGACCAAUCGCUCUACGGGCGCUUGACGAUGAAGCCGCCGCAGCACCAUUUGUGCUUGAGCGCGGGACCGGGCAUCCACCUCGUCAAGAUCGAAUGGCUCAAGCCCCACGAAGCCAUUGUAAGCCGGGACAAGAUCGAGAGCCUCACAGCGGCGACGCUUGCAUGGGGCGGGUACCUCGAACCGCUCCUUGUGGACCGCCAAACCGGCGCGAUCUUGGACGGCCACCAUCGCUACACGGUGGGCCUCGAGCUGCAAUUGCGACAGCUGCCCGCGAUCCUCGUCGACUACCUCGACGAUGCGUCCAUCUCUGUGCAUGUGUGGCCCGGCUCGGCGUUGUCGUCGCUCACCAAGCACGACGUGGUGCUCAUGGCGCUCUCGCCGCACACGUUUCCGCCCAAGAGCAGCAAGCACAAGUACGCAUUCUCGCUCGGGAAGAUCGCGGUCCCGCUACGGCUCCUCGAAGACCGCGCCACGUACAUGGGCAUGUACCUUCCAGUGCCCCGGCACCACAUUGCAGCGUAACUGCACAUAGACUAACUAAGAAAUCGACGUGGCAUCACCAAGUGCAUUGUAUCUUCC